AUGUCAACAACAAUACCUACCUUUAAAUGCGUUCUUCUUGAUAUUGAAGGAACAACUACACCAAUUUCAUUUGUUCACGAACGGUUAUUUCCAUAUGUUACAAAUAAUUUGGAAAAUUUCUUGAAUGAAAAUUGGAAUUCACCAGAAUUACAACAAAAGGUUCAAUUAUUAAGGGAACAAGCAAUCAAAGAUGUAAAUAAUAAUUUACCUGAUGCGAUUCUAAUCCCGGAAUCAAAUGAAAUGGAUGAAAUUAAACAUUUCAUUAUACAAAAUAUUAAAUGGCAAAUGGAGAUUGAUCGAAAGAUAGGAUCUCUUAAAUCAUUUCAAGGAUUUAUGUGGGAAUCAGGUUUUGAAUUAGGGGAAUUAAAAGGAGAAAUAUUUGAAGAUGUAUUGGAAGCUUUUAAAAGGUGGAAAGGAGAGUUUGAAAUUCAAAUUUUUAUUUAUUCAUCUGGUAGUAUAAAUGCACAAAAGUUAAUAUUUAAGAAUUCGGAUAAAGGUGAUUUAUUAGGUUACAUUGAUGGUUAUUUUGAUACUUCCAUUGGUUCAAAACUUGAAAAAUCUAGUUAUGUAAAAAUCGCUAAAGAAAUUCAAAUCGAACCUAAUGAAAUUUUGUUUCUUAGUGAUAAUGUUAAGGAAAUUAUUGCCGCUAGAUCUGCUGGUUAUCAAACAGCUAUUAUUGAACGUGAAGGUAACGCUCCUUUAUCCGAUGAUGAUCGUAAAAAUAAUAUUAUUCUCUCGGAUUUUCUUCAAAUAUUUUCUCAUGCUUCUUUUCAAAAAUCUUCGUGA
Molecule: messenger RNA, 786 nt
Organism: Funneliformis mosseae
Lineage: Eukaryota; Fungi; Glomeromycota; Glomeromycetes; Glomerales; Glomeraceae
Source: the annotation of a GenBank genome assembly